AGGGCGACUGCCGCGCGGCCCGCGCCGCGUCUGGUGUCGGCGAUCGAUGCUUUGUCCGUGCCCCGUUGGCCGGUCUCUCAUGGCCCUUCCUGGGCGUGGGGCGCCAGCAGUGGCACCGGAGAGAGCCUCGGCCGCCGACGGGGCGGCGGCGAUGUCGUUCUGGGGCUUCAUCGUCGGCCCGGGGGAGUCCAAGACGGUGGAGACGAAGGCUGCGCGCCAGAGGCCACUCGCUGCCUGGGGCCGCUCAGCUGGUGCACCUCGCCGGCUGCUGCGCGACGGAGGGCCUCCGGGCGGGGAGGUGGAAGGCCUGCCCGCGCCGCAGGCCGCGCCAGAAGGAAAGUCGGUCGCGAGGUCCGCCGCUGAGGACGAGGAGGACGAGGAAGAGGAGGAGGAGGAGGCGGAGGGAGAGGAGAAGUCGCCGAAGAAGGCCGAGGUGAAGCCAAAGGCAGAGGCAGAGGUUGCUGCCGCCACUGAAGUUGACAAUGAGGCCGACGAGGAACCUCACAUCGAGGGAGAGGAGGAGGAAGAGGAGGAGGAGUAG
Prorocentrum cordatum is the source of this 541-nucleotide messenger RNA. The record is from the annotation of a GenBank genome assembly. NCBI's taxonomy places the organism in Eukaryota, Dinophyceae, Prorocentrales, Prorocentraceae.